UUCGGGAGUGUUUUCAAGUACCUCGUGGUCGUGUUUACGAAACUACAUGUUUAGGAUAACGGAAUACCCGGCCGGAGCGCAAUUAAUUUUUUAUUCUACUUUUAUAAAAGUAGUAGCCAGUCAAUGAAAUGGAGGUUUACACACAGGCGAUAAUUGCAGUCGUGGUAGUCUUGAUCUUUAUGUUGUUGAUUUGGAUCUUCUGCCUAAGACGGAGCGGUGUUCAGGAUAGGAAAUAUCUGAAACUUCGAGAAUCUGAGGAAUACGAGGCCACGUAUAACUUACAAAAUCUCUCAUUGCCAAGGCUGUAUGGAUGGCGUCUGAAAUUAUUUUCAAAGAUUGGGAGCUCUAUAUUUGGAAAAGCUUUCAUAGUACCAGUAUCAAUGAAGCAGUCAAACAUGGAUGUACUAAGAACACUGCUGUUUCCGGAGAAGCCAGUUUUGUAUCCCUUGCAACCAGCCAAAACAAAAGCAGUUGAUGUAAAUGAUGGAAAAAUGGACAUUGAUCUUUCCUCAUUUGCCCAAGAAAAAGCUAAAGCUGUUGAUGGAUUCAGAUUCAAUACAAUUUCUGAUUAUAUAAACGCAUACAGGUCAGGCAAGACCACACCAACUGACGUUGCCAAGCACGUGAUAUCAACCUUGGAAGCUCUGGACAAGACUGAUCCUCCAAUGUGCGUUAUAAUACAGUCAAAUAAGCAGGAAAUUCUGGAUAUGGCUGAAGCUUCAACAGCUAGGUACAAGAACAACGCACCGCUCUCUGUUUUUGACGGUGUCCCAGUAACAGCAAAAGAUGAACUAAAAAUUGCUGGUUAUAGAUGUUACAACGGAGCGUCAUUUCUUGGGGAAACCGUAGAGACAGAAGAAACCGAGGCCAUGGUGAUGAAGAAACUGCGCAAUGGUGGUGCAGUGAUUAUUGGUGUCGCCAACAUGCACCAGCUGGGCAUGGGAACGACUGGGUGCAAUGGAAGCAGGCUUCAUGGCACGAGUCGCAAUCCUUACAAUCCAGACCAUUUUUGUGGUGGAAGCUCAAGUGGGUCAGGUGCUGCUGUUGCCUGUGGUUUGGUCCCGAUGGCAAUUGGUGUCGAUGGUGGGGGAUCUGUGCGAAUUCCUGCUUCUGUAUGCGGUGCUGUUGGCGUUAAAGCGACUUUUGGAAGGAUAUCAUCCUCUGGAGUAUUUCAAUUCUCAGACACUGUCGGAUACGUAGGACCAAUGUGCACAACUGUCAGAGAUGCAGCUCUAUCGUAUGCGUUCAUGGCCGGUCCAGACCCGCGAUUUCCUCCAAGCCUGGAACAGCCGCCUAUCAGUUUAGAUGGCUUUGACAAUACUGAUCUGACUGGAGUUCGAAUCGGCAUUGACUGGACUUACUUUAAGCAUGGAGAUCCUUUUGUAGUACAACUUUGCUCUGAAGCUGUUAGAUACCUUGAGGAGGAGUGUAAAGCGGAGGUAGUCAGCAUAAACAUUCCAGAGCUUGAGGAAACUAGAAUUGCCCACUUUAUAACCAUAACUUCGGAGAUGGCUACCUAUGGAGUCAAAAUGCGAGCAGAGCAUAUCGAUGAGCUGAUGCAUGAUUGUCAAGCUGUAUUCAAUGUAGCUGACUGUUUUACAGCUCGAGAUUAUAUUGUGGCACAGAAGCAGCGAAAUCGUGCUAUGAUGAUAUUUGAAAACCUGUUCACGCGUGUUGAUGUUAUUUUGACGCCUACCUUACCAAUGGUGAUGCCAAAAAUUGAGCCAGGUGCACUCAAGACUGGCCUUCUUGAUGCCGGUCUUACUGGAAAAACUAUGAGGUAUAUGUUCCAUGGAAAUCUAAUCGGAGUUCCCUGCCUUACCUUGCCAGUUGGAUAUGAUGAUAACAAUAUGCCAGUAGGCUUGCAAAUAAUGGCCAACUGGUGGGAUGAAGCCAUGAUGUUUCGCAUAGGUCAUGCCGCAGAGGGGUACCUGAAGGUAAAGAAUAGGCCUCAAGUAUUCUAUGAACUUCUUUGAACAGCAGUGAUUCAGAUGUUUUUAAUAUUUGUGUUCUGAUGCCUCUAGGCAGUAUUGUGUUUGAAAAUUAAUCUACUGCGGACAUUUCCUCAUGAUAAUGUUUUUAUUCCCAUGUGAUUUUUCAGCUUUUUCCUUACCCACUUAAAGGCUCUUCCGCAACCGGCAUGCUUUUUGUAUUUUCAUGCAGUGCGAUAUUAGGCGGGUUGUGAAAAAGAUAGUCGCAAAGCAUGCCGGUUGUGAUUAUGAGUUUGAAAACGUGAAGCUCAUAUUCGAUUCUAUGGAAGUCCCUUGAAUCCAAAUAAAUUUCAAGGUCACCUUUUUUACGUUCACGCAUUUAGAUGCUCAACUCUCGUACUGUUUUUGCUUAUAAUGGGAUGAGUGAAGGGCCUCCUACUCAAGCUUCAAAUUUUAAUAGUUGAAUGUGAGUCACGUACCCAUAAAAACCCAAAAAUAACAUUUCUUUUUAACCAAAUUGAUAGAGCUAGUUUCAGAUUUUACAAAAGCUGCGAGCUGUUGUAUGUAAACCCAAGCAAUGUAUGCGUGAAGUCAUUUUGUAGAAACCAAUUCGAUACAGAUCUUGUAAAACUUAUUCACCAGAUCUCUUGAUGAAUGAUUGAAGUUUUUUUCA
Molecule: messenger RNA, 2604 nt
Organism: Rhopilema esculentum
Lineage: Eukaryota; Metazoa; Cnidaria; Scyphozoa; Rhizostomeae; Rhizostomatidae
Molecular function (GO): catalytic activity
Source: RefSeq, a predicted model, not a curated record